Molecule: messenger RNA, 1988 nt
Organism: Dromaius novaehollandiae (emu)
Lineage: Eukaryota; Metazoa; Chordata; Aves; Casuariiformes; Dromaiidae
Gene: GPR171
Product: G protein-coupled receptor 171
Exons: 2
Coding region: 452-1453 (333 amino acids)
Biological process (GO): G protein-coupled receptor signaling pathway
Cellular component (GO): membrane
Molecular function (GO): G protein-coupled purinergic nucleotide receptor activity
Source: RefSeq, a predicted model, not a curated record
AGCUCUUUUCUCCCCUGUCCUCCGUUUCAUUCUGCGCCUGAAAAACAGCUCACCACAAAACUAAGUUAAAAGGGGCAGAAGAACAUGCAGAAACGGUACCGAGAGCUGCAUCUAGUGCGUUUUCAGUCCAGCCCUUAGAAGAAAGAGGAUUUGGAUUGUUCCAUGAACACUUGCAUUUUUCUGUCACCUCUCUUUUAGGUACCUUCCACGUGGCUUAGCUAUUUGAAUGCUGGUUUUAGUUGCGUCAAUCAGCACAUUUAAAAACCACAGACGCAUUUAAAAAAACACCCAAUGCAGUAGGAGGAAAGAUUAACACAUUAUUGAGCAAUGAGAAAAUACUCACUGAGAGACACCAGCCAUUAACAGAUUAAUGCUCAGAAGACCCCAGAGACCAGUGAGAAAGGUUCUUGACAUCUCCUAGCAGAAAACUAACUUGUACAAGAAAUAUACAAUGCCAAGCAAUGUUUCACAAUGCAAUGUCCAUACAGAAAUGGAACCUUUUACCUAUUUUUACUACUUGAUUUUUCUUAUGGGAUUUAUUGGAAGCUGUUUUGCACUAUGGGCGUUCACACAAAAAGAUCAGAAACAGAAGUGUAUGAGCAUCUACUUAAUUAACCUCCUAACAGCAGACUUUUUGUUGACUUUGGCGUUGCCAGUUAAAAUAAUUGUUGACCUGGGAGUUGCACCCUGGAAACUGAGAAUAUUCCACUGCCAAGUCACAGCCUGUUUCAUCUACCUGAACAUGUAUUUAUCAAUUAUAUUUUUGGGAUUUGUAAGUAUGGAUCGCUGCCUUCAGCUAAAGCACAGCUACAAGAUCUAUCGUAUUCAAGAGCCCGGGUUUGCCAAGAUGCUGUCUGCGGUCGUGUGGACGAUGGUUCUCCUGAUAACGGUGCCCAACAUGGCCAUUCCGAUCAAAGACAUUGAAGAAAGAGCUAACGUGGGAUGCAUUGAUUUCAAAACAAAAUUCGGAAGAGACUGGCAUGUGUUUACAAAUUUCAUUUGUAUGGCAAUAUUCCUCAAUUUUUCAGCUGUGAUACUGGUUUCCAACUUACUUGUUGUUAGGCAGCUGUACCAAAACAAGUACAGCGAGAGCUACGCCAACGUAAGGAAAGCCCUAAUCAACAUACUGCUGGUAACUGCAGGCUACCUGAUGUGUUUUGUGCCCUACCACAUCGUUCGUAUUCCCUACACUCUGAGCCAAAGCGACACGAUAACCAACUGCUACCUGAAACAAACUCUCUUUAAAGCAAAAGAAUCGACCCUGCUGUUCGCAGUAUCGAACCUCUGCUUUGAUCCUAUUCUGUAUUACCAUCUUUCUAAAUCAUUCAGAUUGAAGAUUAGCAAGACUUUCACAGCACCGAAAGGGGCAAAGCUUUUCCCAGGUGAAGAGGCAAAGACUGUCACGGCAGAAGAGGCGCACUGCGGGCCGGACCAGGAGACACAGAAGUACUGACUCUAACCCAAAUCUGAAGUGUGCACGGAUACAUGGUAUUCCCGGCUGUUGUGCAAUUGCGAACAUGGCUAACAAGGUCAACAACGUGACUGUUCAAUCAUAAGCCCCAGCAGAAGGGAAAAACUUGACUAACAGUAAAACUGCUUUAUUACACGUUCAUACGGUAGGUCUGAACGAGCAGAACACUUGAUACUGCCUUUUGGAAACCAGUGAUGACCCACCAGGACAUCAGCAACACGCUCAGAGACACACAAACACACUCUAUAAAUAUUUAUGGAUAAAUACCUGAACUCACCCUUACUACAUAAAAUAUUGCAGACUCCCUGUAUGAAAUGACUUGGUGCAAUCAAGGAAAGAGAUUACUUAAUGGCAGGUUCAUAAGCUGCAGAGCUUUUCACAGAUGCAAUUAACCCAAAAACAUUUUAAAGGGCAUUACUUCUGAAAGUAAUUUUAAGCUGCACUGAUUAAAAAUUAUUGUAUCUGCUUACAUCGCACCUGCAGUUCUCAUAAAUAAAUUUCUCGUUCUUGUCACGUU